GUCGCCCUCCGCCCGGACAUAAACAAACCUCGCCCGGUUCCCCGCUGUCGCUCCGGAGCUCGCGCCGAUCCUCACCUCUCUCUCCUGGGGUGUAGCUGGACUCUGCGCCACCAGCCUAGCCACCGGCUCCUUUCGUCUCUCCCUCUGCGUUAGGCAGGUGACAGCUUGGACAUGUCUCGGGAACUACAGGACGUGGAUCUGGCAGAGGUGAAGCCUUUGGUGGAGAAAGGAGAGACCAUCACCGGCCUCCUGCAAGAAUUUGAUGUUCAGGAGCAGGACAUCGAGACUCUGCACGGCUCCCUGCAUGUCACGCUGUGCGGGACCCCCAAGGGGAACCGGCCCGUCAUCCUCACGUACCACGACAUCGGCAUGAACCACAAAACCUGCUACAACCCCCUCUUCAACUCCGAGGACAUGCAGGAGAUCACCCAGCACUUUGCCGUGUGCCACGUGGAUGCCCCUGGCCAGCAGGACAGCGCCCCAUCCUUCCCCGUGGGGUACAUGUACCCCUCUAUGGAUCAGCUGGCCGAGAUGCUUCCUGGGGUCCUUCGCCAGUUCGGGCUCAAGAGCGUCAUCGGGAUGGGCACAGGAGCAGGCGCCUACAUCCUGACCCGCUUUGCGCUCAACAACCCCGAGAUGGUGGAGGGUCUUGUCCUGAUCAACGUGAACCCUUGUGCAGAAGGCUGGAUGGACUGGGCUGCCUCCAAGAUCUCUGGGUGGACCCAAGCCCUGCCGGACAUGGUGGUGUCCCACCUCUUUGGGAAGGAGGAGAUGCACAGCAACGUGGAGGUGGUCCACACCUACCGCCAGCACAUCCUGAAUGACAUGAACCCCAGCAACCUGCACCUGUUCAUCAACGCCUACAACAGCCGACGGGACCUGGAGAUCGAGCGGCCGAUGCCGGGAACACACACCAUCACCCUGCAGUGCCCUGCGUUGCUGGUGGUCGGGGACAACUCUCCUGCCGUGGACGCCGUGGUGGAGUGCAACUCGAAACUGGACCCCACGAAGACCACCCUCCUCAAGAUGGCGGACUGUGGCGGCCUCCCGCAGAUCUCCCAGCCGGCCAAGCUCGCAGAGGCCUUCAAGUACUUCGUGCAGGGCAUGGGAUACAUGCCCUCUGCCAGCAUGACCCGCCUGAUGAGGUCCCGCACGGCCUCCGGCUCCAGUGUCACCUCCCUGGAGGGCACCCGCAGCCGCUCCCACACCAGCGAGGGAGCCCACCUGGACAUCACCCCCAACUCGGGUGCUCCUGGGAACAGCGCAGGACCCAAGUCCAUGGAGGUGUCCUGCUAGGCGGCCUGCGCCCGUGCCCUGGACUCUGGUCUCCGUAGCGACACCCCUCCGCCCUUCGCGCCUCUGCCCGCACCCUGCACUAACUUGGUAUUAAUCCAAAGCUUAUUGUGUAAGAGUGAGCUCUGGUGAUGGCGGGUUGCGUCUGUCCAGGGUGCCUUCCGACGCGGGGGGGCAGCAGGGGACCUCAAGGAGGAGGCAUCUUUGUGUCCUGUUUUCGUUGACUAGUGGCCUGGUUGCCACUCUUUAACCUGCCCUCAGAGACACCCAGCUGCCCAAAACAAAAACCAGCAGCAGACUCUUUGCAAUCCAGCGUGGGCUGAGCCAGCUUCCUGGUUCAACAUCCUGGCAUUUCCCCGACCCACCUACUUCCUGCUUCCUCUCCAAGGCAGCCAGAUUGACCCAGCUCCUGGAAAGCACCCCGUUUCUGAUCUGGGGAGGGGAAAGAGGUGGAGUGUGGGUACUUCUUUUACAUAGGCAAAACAGGAAAGGGGAAAAGGUGGAGGCUGAGGCAUUUGGAAAAAUAAGUCCAUGAAGAAGUCAGUUUUUGAAGUGUUGAUGCAGAGGCACCGAAGCCUGUUUCUCUGGGUUCUUUUAACAUGUGAUAGAAGCCAGCAACAGACUCCCUUGUAUUUCUAAAACAGCCUUGGGGCAAGCGCUUGUGGUCAGUUGGAGGCUUCUGCCCUGUCCUCUGCCUCCUCUGCAGCCCCUGCCUCCCUCCCACCUAUGGGACUGAGUGAUUCUUUUCGUUCACGGGGACCAUGGUUUAGAUUUGUAGCUGCAUUCUUUAGAGUGGAGCUGGACAUUCCAGCCAGCUGUCCCUGGCCGCCGUGAGUCUCCAGGCUGGGAAGACAUUAAGGGAUUCUGAUGGUUGUGCUGGGAUCCAGUGCCCUUGUGAUUUCAGUGGCUCCCAGCCUGUUUCCAAGGAAUCUGGGUGAUUGAGUUAAAUCCAGCCUCCUGUUGUUGACUUCAGGGGUUGACUCUGAACUUGAACGCUGGAUGUCUCUGACCUAGGACCAAGACUGGGUCUCCAGAGAGAACGCUUUGCUCUUGUUGGGGAUGGGAAUUCAUGUGGGGAGUGGGCUGGGAAAACUAAGAGUUCUGGUGUACACGUUCCCUGGGAGUUUCUGCUGCCACCCCUCCUCCUGCCCCACUAACCUCCUUCUGCUGAAUGGGGAGGUGCCCCUGACUCUUCUGAGCAGCCUUGGCACAGCCAUCUGGUUCCUAUACUACUGCCUUUUGAUUUUCAUUUUGGCUAACCAUGGAUUUUCUUAUAGGAAGUUUGAUCAGAAUGAAUCGAACAUUGUGAAUCAGCCACUGGGACUUGGUGAUUUCCAGGUCCCUCGAGCUGGUAGAAGGAAGUAGUCCUGCCUUCAAGGUGCUUGAGGGGCAGUGACUCAGUUUACCUGCCACCUGCCCACCUGGAGGCUUCCCCUGACCUUGUGCAGGGACCCAGGCAAGAGUGGCUGAACGCAGACCAGAAACUAUUGUACACGUCUUUCCAGAGGACUUUCUUAAUGAGAUAUUUGUAUUUAUUUCCAGACCAAUAAAUUUGUAACUUUGCA
Molecule: messenger RNA, 2858 nt
Organism: Sciurus carolinensis (gray squirrel)
Lineage: Eukaryota; Metazoa; Chordata; Mammalia; Rodentia; Sciuridae
Gene: Ndrg1
Product: N-myc downstream regulated 1
Exons: 16
Coding region: 172-1296 (374 amino acids)
Biological process (GO): signal transduction
Cellular component (GO): cytoplasm
Source: RefSeq, a predicted model, not a curated record